AUGGUCACCGAUGACUCUUUACUUCGAGGCUCGACAUUGCUAGAACAGAUGUUCCAGCGCGGUGUGCGAAUUGCUGCAAUCACAGCAAAAGAUAAGCUGCGCAAGAUCCUUGCUUACGGAUUGAAGGGGUCCAUCUGUUUCUCGUCUGAGAAAGCUGCAGAAUGCACCCUGGAGGAGAACGGUAUUACCGACGUGGAGAAGUGGCUUGGCCAGACCGCGCCUAGUCAAUACUCUGGCGACUUGUCUUUAUUCGUGCUUGAUGCAGGACACAAACAUGCACCAGGAAGCAACGAGGCUGAUGAGUUCAUGGGCGCCAUUGACGAGAGGUUGCAAAAGCUCGCUGCUUCGGCUUCUAUCAUCGGUGUCACCGGGGACCAUGGCAUGAGCCAAAAGUCCAAUCAAGCAGGGGAACCCAAUGUUCUCUUCUUGGAGGAAGUGCUCAAUUCCAAAUUUGGACCGGAUGCUUCCAGAGUGAUCUGUCCCAUUACGGAUCCGUUUGUCCGACACCAUGGCGCACUUGGCUCAUUCGUGCGUGUCUAUCUCAAAGAUAUCACCCUGCUUGAUGGGAUGGCACUCUUUUGUCAAUCGCUCCCAGAAGUCGAGAUUUCUCUGAGUGGCAGGGACGCCGCACAGAAAUAUGAGAUGCCUCUGGACCGUGAAGGAGACAUCGUCGUGAUUUCCAAAAUAAAUGUCGUAAUUGGGAGUACAAAAGCCAACCAUGACCUUUCGAACUUGAAAGAUCAUCCUUUGCGAUCGCAUGGAGGAUUGAGCGAGCAAGACAUUCCAGUCAUUAUGUCGAAGCCGCUGAGCAAUACCAACACUGGAGUGACGAAGGGCUGGAGGAACUGUGACAUCUUUGAUCUUGUUCUCAACUGA
Messenger RNA from Penicillium arizonense, 876 nucleotides. RefSeq lists its product as uncharacterized. The transcript has 2 exons. Bases 1 to 876 code for a protein of 291 amino acids. Lineage: Eukaryota; Fungi; Ascomycota; Eurotiomycetes; Eurotiales; Aspergillaceae. The record is from RefSeq and is a predicted model, not a curated record.